AUGAAGAUCCUGGUUGCAGGGACGCCUGGGGUCGGGAAGACGACAUUUUCAUCGCGCAUAUCAGAGAUGUUUGGGAUUCCUCACAUAGAGAUGAGCAGAUACAUAGAGGAGAACAACCUGUAUGAGGAGUACAGCGAAACAUACAAGUCCCUCCUCUUCGACGACAGGGUCGUGAGGAAGUCUCUGGAAAUGUAUGUCAUUGGGAAGGAUUCAUACAUCGUUGACACCCACAGCUGUGGAAUGGUGAAAGGAAUGUCCUUUGACCUGAUCUUUCUGCUGACUGCCCCGGUUGAAGUCCUCUACAAGAGACUCAAGAAAAGAGGGUAUGACGAGGAUAAGAUCAAGGAGAACAUUGAGUGCGAGAUAUUUGGGGUUGUGGAGGAGGAGGUCGAGGAAUUCUUUGGAGCAGGAUAUUAUCCCGUCGGGGAGGAGGAAGGAAAGCUCACCCCUGAAGAGGCCAUCGAUGUUAUUGGCAAGAAGAUGAAUGGGACAUCUGCAACAGCUGCUCCAUAG
This is a messenger RNA of Encephalitozoon cuniculi GB-M1, 513 nucleotides long. RefSeq lists its product as uncharacterized. Lineage: Eukaryota; Fungi; Microsporidia; Unikaryonidae. The record is from RefSeq and is marked provisional. The transcript has a single exon. Gene Ontology annotation, molecular function: AMP kinase activity; ATP binding; ATP hydrolysis activity. The coding region runs from base 1 to 513 and encodes 170 amino acids. Gene Ontology annotation, cellular component: nucleus; cytoplasm.